AGCGAAAGCAUUCGUUGGCCUUCAAAUCUGCAACUGCGACCGAGCACUCCUCCAUUGCUGAAGGAUCUUCCACAUUUUCGUAUUCGAGAUCUUGUUUCUGUUGCCGUGUCUAAGAAGAGAUCACGAUGGCGAAAUCACCGGCCGAAGAGCACCCUAAGAAGGCUUUUGGAUGGGCUGCCAGAGAUACCUCCGGCGUUCUUUCUCCAUUUAAAUUCUCCCGAAGAGAAACAGGGGAAAAUGAUGUAGCUUUUAAAGUUCUUUACUGUGGGAUAUGCCAUUCUGAUCUUCACAUGUUGAAAAACGAGUGGGGCAAUACCAUUUACCCUAUUGUUCCUGGGCAUGAAAUCGCGGGUGAGGUAACAGAGGUUGGAAGCAAAGUAAAGAAUUUCAAGGUUGGAGACAGAGUGGGCGUAGGAUGUAUGGUCGGAUCCUGCCGCUCCUGUGAUAGCUGUUCCAACGACCUUGAGAACUAUUGCCCAAAAAUGAUUCUCACCUACUCCGCCAAGGACUCCGAUGGGACCAUAACCUACGGUGGCUACUCCGACUGUAUGGUCGCCGACGAGCACUUCAUUGUUCGCAUUCCUGACAGCAUCCCUCUGCACGCCGGGGCUCCGCUGCUUUGCGCUGGUAUCACGGUUUACAGCCCCUUGAGAUACUAUGGACUUGACAAGCCUGGAAUGCAAAUCGGCGUGGUUGGCCUUGGAGGGCUUGGCCAUGUAGCUGUCAAAUUUGCUAAGGCCCUUGGCGCUAAGGUCACUGUGAUCAGCACCUCGCCUAACAAGAAGCAGGAGGCUAUUGAACGUCUUGGGGCUGAUUCAUUCUUGGUCAGCCGUGAUCAAGAGCAGAUGCAGGCUGCUAAGGGGACGUUGGAUGGUAUCAUAGACACAGUCUCUGCCUCACAUCCCCUGCUUCCUCUGCUUUCUCUUGUGAAAACACAUGGAAAGUUUGUUCUGGUUGGUGCACCAGAGAAGCCUCUCGAGGUCCCAGCCUUCGCUCUUAUUGGGGGUAGGAAAACAUUGUCGGGUAGUUGCAUUGGAGGGAUGAAGGAAACGCAAGAGAUGAUUGAUUUUGCGGCCAAACACAACAUAACUGCGGAUGUUGAGGUGAUUCCGAUAGCCGACGUCAACACCGCCAUGGAGCGGAUGAUAAAACAGGAUGUCAAAUAUCGAUUCGUCAUCGACAUUGGCAACACAAUGAAGGCUAGCACUUAAAAUGACCUAUCUGAGAAUUGUCACCCUUCUAAUAUGGAUGUAUUGACAGAGCAUUAGUUGAUGUUCUUCGUCUAAUAAAUCAUGUUUUCGUAA
Messenger RNA from Cucurbita maxima (winter squash), 1304 nucleotides. RefSeq names its product probable mannitol dehydrogenase. Lineage: Eukaryota; Viridiplantae; Streptophyta; Magnoliopsida; Cucurbitales; Cucurbitaceae. The coding region runs from base 126 to 1211 and encodes 361 amino acids. The record is from RefSeq and is a predicted model, not a curated record. Gene Ontology annotation, molecular function: zinc ion binding; cinnamyl-alcohol dehydrogenase activity. The transcript has 5 exons. Gene Ontology annotation, biological process: lignin biosynthetic process.